AUGAGAAAAAUGAUCAGCUCGACUUUCCGAAAAAAUAACCCAAAAGCGACUCCAGCAGAUGGAUGCUCCGGCACCGGUUUCUACGUUUGGUUCGGAUUGCGGCGUGUGGAUGGGAAGAGGACGUACAGUGAUGGAACUCCGGAUGAUUACGUUAGGACGGAAGAACCAAGCACAAGAAAUAGCUAUCUUAUGAUGUGCUAUGAGGCGACAGACAUCGACCAGACAAAGAUUUUCUACUAUUCAACAGAAAAUAAUCGAGGGAAUGCACGAUAUAUCUACCAGAAACCGGCCAACAAA
Molecule: messenger RNA, 297 nt
Organism: Mesorhabditis belari
Lineage: Eukaryota; Metazoa; Nematoda; Chromadorea; Rhabditida; Rhabditidae
Source: the annotation of a GenBank genome assembly